Messenger RNA from Pelobates cultripes (western spadefoot toad), 311 nucleotides. Lineage: Eukaryota; Metazoa; Chordata; Amphibia; Anura; Pelobatidae. The record is from the annotation of a GenBank genome assembly.
CAGGUGAAUGGGAACAAAUUACGCCCUGCUAAAACGGAGCACAUUAAAGGAGCUGCUGGAAGCAAGAGGAGCAACAAGGCAAAGGCUGUCUUAAUUAAAGAGCUCAUGGAAGGAGACAGAGCCGCAGCUGCUGCAGCACCUCAAAUGGAGGGAGAAACCCACGAAUUUACAGCUGAAUUCCGAGCACGAAUGGCUUUAUUCCCUGAACCCCCAUCUGCAGAGAUGGUUAACAGGCUGUUCGGAGAUGUACAGGAGUACAUUAUGGCUAGGAGACCGCAAGGGAACCAGCAAGCCGGGGAAAGAGCCGCAAC